AUGGGGCCUCUCCCCGCGCCUGCCAGCUUCAGAGCUGGCCUCGCCUGGGCUCUGCUUAGCGUCAGUCUGGGGAUGGAUUUAAGUUUGCAGGAAAGUUUGCUGUUAAAAUCCUUGGGUUUGAGCACCAAGCCCAGCCCCAAAAUCCCCAUUCCUGUGCCGUCUGUGCUCUGGCGGAUCUUCCAGAAGAGAAAGAUGCCUCCUGCAAACAAAGACCUGGCGGAUGGCUGUAGGGUGGAGGAAUUUAAUGUCCCGGGGAACAUCAUCCGUGUCUUUGCUGACCAAGGCCACUUCAUUCAUAGCGGGCAGCCCCAGACGUUGCUGUGCCUGCAGAAGCGUCUGUACUUUAAUCUCUCCGUGCUGGAGGAGGGCGAGCGCUUGACAAUGGCUCAGCUGGAGAUCAGAUUCAGCCACAACUCCUACCACACGUCCAGCCGGGGGCAGGUUUUUGAGCUGAGGCUGUACCAAGCCCCCCAGCUGCCUCUGCGGGGGACGCCCUCCCACGAGCCCGGCCGCACGCUGCUGGUGGAGCAGUCCUUCGCCCGGCUGCACAAGUCUCUGCUCUUCAACCUGAGCGGGGUGGCGAAGGACUGGAGAACUCACAGUAGGAAUCUGGGCCUGAUCCUGGAGAUCUCGGUGAGCAGCGGAGGCGGAGCGUCAGCCGGGGCGAGCGGGGGGCCGCAGAGCCUCUGCGCCAGCAUCGACUCCUUCCUGGAUACCUCUCUCUUGGUGGUGAGCCUCAGCCAGCAGCAGUGCCGGGCCUCCAGGAGGAGGAGGAGUGCUUACAACAUCCCCGUCACGCCGAGCAACCUCUGCAAGCCCAGGCGGCUUUACAUCAGCUUCAGCGACGUCGGCUGGGAGAACUGGAUCAUCGCCCCGCAGGGCUACAUGGCCAACUACUGCCUCGGUGAGUGCCCCUUCCCCCUGACGGCCGAGCUCAACAGCACCAACCACGCCAUCCUCCAAACCAUGGUGCACUCGCUGGACCCCGAGGGGACGCCCCAGCCCUGCUGCGUCCCCGUCAGGCUGUCCCCGAUCUCCAUCCUCUAUUACGACAACAACGACAACGUGGUGCUGAGGCACUACGAGGACAUGGUGGUGGAUGAGUGUGGCUGCCGGUAGCGGAGGGGCUGCGUGGGUGCGC
Molecule: messenger RNA, 1141 nt
Organism: Cygnus atratus (black swan)
Lineage: Eukaryota; Metazoa; Chordata; Aves; Anseriformes; Anatidae
Gene: GDF1
Product: growth differentiation factor 1
Exons: 2
Coding region: 1-1119 (372 amino acids)
Biological process (GO): SMAD protein signal transduction; BMP signaling pathway
Cellular component (GO): extracellular region
Molecular function (GO): growth factor activity; cytokine activity
Source: RefSeq, a predicted model, not a curated record